Messenger RNA from Dermatophagoides farinae (American house dust mite), 4008 nucleotides. The record is from RefSeq and is a predicted model, not a curated record. Lineage: Eukaryota; Metazoa; Arthropoda; Arachnida; Sarcoptiformes; Pyroglyphidae.
AACAAGAUUAUUACUUCAAUCAAUCAAUGAUGACCUGUCUAAACAGCAAAAACAAACAAAUCGAAUGGCUGAAUAUCCUGGAGAUAUUAUGUUGGGUGCUGUAUUCCCUAUCCAUCAACAUGAUACAACAAAUUAUUCAUGUGGAAUUUUGCAGACCGAAGGUAUUCAACAAUUGGAAGCAAUGAUUUAUGUUCUGGAUCGAAUCAAUAAUGAUCCUAAUAUAUUACCUGGAAUACGUUUGGGAGCAUUGGCUGUUGAUUCAUGUGAUUCACCACAUCAUGCCUUGGAACAGACUAUUGAUUUUAUAAAGAGUUUUGUGGCUCGUUCAAAUCGUCGCCUCAUUCGACCGGAAUUUCAUUGCCAAGAUCAAACGGCAGCUUUGUACAAAAAUGGUGAAUUAGAUCGUAUUGUUGGUAUAAUUGGUGGUCAAUCAAGUGAAGUAUCGUUACAAUUAGCGAAUUUAUUACGGCUUUUCCAUAUACCACAAGUAUCGUAUAUGUCAACCAGUUCAACAUUGUCGGAUGAGAGACUUUAUCAAUAUUUUUUGCGUACUGUACCUUCGGAUACAAAUCAAGUGGAUGCCAUUAUCGAUAUACUGAGAAAAUUCAAUUGGACAUACGUAUCAGUUGUUUAUUCGGAUACAGAAUAUGGCAAUAAUGGCUAUGAUCUAUUGACAACAGCAGCUGCACGUUAUAAUAUAUGUCUAUCAUCACCACAGGCAAUCAAUGUUGAACGUUUUCGACAAAUCGAUUAUGAUAAUUUGAUAACAACAUUGAUGCAUAAAAUAAAUGCUAGAGUGGUUAUUGUUUACACGGAUUCACAUGUAGCCAGAAAAAUAAUGAAAGCAGCAAAACGUCGUUUGAAUAAAAAUGGUGGCCGUUUAGAUCGUUUUAUUUGGAUUGCAUCAGAUGCUUGGUGUUGUCGUGAUUUUGUUGUACAUGGCCUUGAACCGGUGGUCGAAGGAACCAUUUCUGUGACACCAUUACAUUAUCCACUAAAUGGUUUUGCCGAUUAUUUUCGUUCAUUACGUCCAGACUAUCCACCCGAACGUGAUCAAUUGAAUCCAUGGUUUCGAGAAUUCUGGGAACGUCAUUUCAGAUGUAAGCUAAUGAUUGAUGAAUCAUCGGAUAAUAUAAAUGGUGAUGGUGGUACGACAACAUCUUCAACGGAUUCAGAAUCAGAAUCAAAAGAAUCGCCCGAAAUGGUCUUCUGUAAUCAAUCGUUAAAGUUAGAUGUAACUAAACAUCAACAUCAUCAACACCUUCAACAAUCACCAUCAUUACAUUUUGUCCGUGAUGCAUUCUAUUCAUUUGCAAUGACAUUGAAUCAAAUUCAUCAGAAAGUUUGUAAUGGUACAGCUGGAUUAUGUGAUGAGAUGAAAGAGUUGAUCAUCAGUGGUGAAUAUAUAAUUGAACAACUAAGAAAAGUACAAUUUCGAGAUGAAGGAGGACGGUUAUUUCGUUUUCAAAAAAAUGGUGAUGCACCACCUCGUUAUACAAUUGUCAAUUUUCAACGUCUUUCUAAUGGCACAUAUCAAUGGCGUCCAGUUGGAAACUAUAUGAUUAGCGAAAAUGACAAUAGAGCACGAUUGAAAUUAGAAAUGGAAUUAUUGCAAUUCAAGCAUGAUAUGAAUCGAUUUCCAGAAUCAUUUUGUUCAGAACCAUGUUCAAAGGGUCAGGCAAAACUUCAGCUUGAAGGUGAUACAUGUUGUUGGCUAUGUACGAAUUGUUCGCAAUAUCAAUAUUUAUUGGAUGAAUUUCAUUGUGAAGAAUGUCCAUUGGGAACGUUACCGGAUGUGAAUAAAACGAAAUGUCAUUUAGUUCCCACCAUUUAUCUUAGUUGGACCGAAUGGUGGACCAUAUCAUCGAUUAUAUUUGCCAUUGCUGGCAUGUUAGCUACCAUAGGCACGUGGAUUGUCUUUUUCUAUUAUGCUGAAACGCCAAUCAUGAAAGCUAGUGGCCGUGAAUUAAGUAAUCUACAUUUGGCUGGUAUAUUUCUUUCAUUUGCCGUUACCUUUGUAAUAUUGGCCAAACCUACACCAUUAACAUGCGGAUUGACUCGAUUUUUUCUUGGAUUUUGUUAUACCAUAUGCUAUGCGGCCAUAGUUACCAAAACAAAUCGUAUUAGCCGCAUAUUCACACAUCGUAGUUGUCAACGGCCCAAAUUUACCUCACCACAAUCACAAUUGGUUAUCACUUCUUUACUGAUAUCAGUGCAGAUACUAAUCAACAUAUUCUGGUUCUUUCAUACACCACCUGAUACAAAAUUAGUAUAUUCUAAUCGCGAGAUUGCAUUGCUCAUCUGUAGCGGAUCUGAUCAUCUUAACUAUUUGAUUAGUCUUAUUUAUCCAUUCAUAUUGAUCGGUUUUUGUACGGUUUAUGCAUUUAAGACACGAAAAUGUCCGGAAGGUUUUAACGAAGCACGAUAUAUAACAUUCACCAAUUAUACAACAUGUGUCGUUUGGUUUGCAUUCCUGCCGUUAUAUGUGAUGCUUUCGAUAACCACUCCAUUACGGGCUAUUACUUUAUCAUCAUUGUUGAGUGUGUCUGGUGCCGUACAAUUAUGCUGCCUAUUCGUGCCUAAGAUGUAUAUUGCAUUGCUAAAACCUGAAAAAAAUACACGUGAAACGGUCAUGUGCGGCGGACAUCGAUCUUUGGUGUUCAAUAUGCCAGUAGCUCAUCAUCAUCGUCGUUAUCAUCAUCAUCAUUAUCAUCAUCAUAACCAUCAUCAUCGAAGUAAUAGUCAUGAAAUGCACAAACAGUGGCAUCAUUCUACAAGGCCAAGUGCAGCUAGUACCGAUGGUCAAAUAAUCACGGCAAUGGUCACUGAAACAAAUGAUAAUGAUAAAAACAAUAACUAUGUUGGAAGCAAUAUCAAUAAUAAUGUAGCCAAUGGUAAUUCGAUCAAAAAUCCAUCAACAAUAUCAAAUACUUCAAUGAUGAUGAUGAUGAUGGCUAAUGAUGAAACAUCAGCAACGAUUGUUAAAAAUGGUGAUUGUAAUAGCAGUGGAAAUUGUAAUGAUAAACAAAUCAUUAUGAUUGAACCAUAUUCAACAUCAUCCGAUAUUGAUACGACAACUACCGCAUUGACUGCAACAUCCCUAAAAUCGAUGAAUAUAACUUUCUCGAAUAACAAUAAUAAUCAAACACUUAAAUUAAAUAAUUCUCGGUUGAAAAGUGGCAGUAUUGUAUCGAUGCCAGAUAAAUUAUCCAUUCCUGAAGAAGAACAAAAUGAUUGUAAUGAUGGAAAUAUCGAAAAUUCGGUAAUUUCCAAAAAUCCAAUAUUCAUUUCCGAUGAACAACAACAUUUUAAUCAACGUUCACAAUCAGCUUGUGCCGCAGUCAUUGCCAAUGGGCAAACUAAAGAUAAUGAAUUCCAUAGUUCAUUAUCAUCAUCGCCAUCAUCCACUUCAUCUUCAUCAUCUAAUAAUCGAUCCAAUUCAUCAUCAAUGUCGCUGAUAUUUUCACCACCACCAACUCAAUCAUCGCCAUUGAAUAAUGGUUUAAUUAAGAUCAAAAAGCAUAAUACAAAAGCAGUUUUGAAAAAUGGGCAUCAAUGUUGGCCGUCAAUUAAAUUGGAUGGCAAUUCAUCAUCUCCAACAUCCACAAUAAAUGAUUCAGCACAUCAUUCACAUACUCAAACAACUAUAGCAGAUGAUAUUGAAUAACAAUAUCAUCAUCAUCAUCAUCAUAAUAGAAAUCGAAUAAUACACCUAGCACAUUUUCAACAGUAGGACAUUUUUUCUCCUGGAUCAUUCCAAUACCAAUGUGAAAAGGGAUUGUUAGCUUUGAUUAACUGGUGCUUUUCACCAAUUUACAAUCAAUGAUAAUGAUAACCAAUCAAUUUUUUUCUCCAUUGAUUUGUUUUCUAAGUUAUUUAUUUUUAUACUUAAUGAUCGUUACUCUUAUUGAUAUUGUUUUCUUACUUUUUUUUAUUAUUUUUAAAAAAAGAAACAAAAAUGAAAAAUUUCGUUUCCUAUAGACGCUGCUAACUUCAAUAAUAAUAAUA